This is a messenger RNA of Poecilia latipinna (sailfin molly), 779 nucleotides long. RefSeq names its product butyrophilin subfamily 1 member A1-like. Gene Ontology annotation, cellular component: external side of plasma membrane. The record is from RefSeq and is a predicted model, not a curated record. Gene Ontology annotation, biological process: regulation of cytokine production; T cell receptor signaling pathway. Gene Ontology annotation, molecular function: signaling receptor binding. The annotation marks the transcript as partial. NCBI's taxonomy places the organism in Eukaryota, Metazoa, Chordata, Actinopteri, Cyprinodontiformes, Poeciliidae. The transcript has 5 exons.
GUGAGUCUCAGCAGACGGAUUCACCUCAGUCAGUUACUGUGAUGGUCGGUGAGGACGUGGUUCUGCCGUGUUUCCUGAAUCCUCCUAAAGAUGCGACUAAGAUGACAGUGGAGUGGGGCAGACCCGACCUGAAACCCAGAUUUGUGUUUAUCAGGUUGGAUCAUAAGGAAAAGAUGUUUUCUAUGAAUCUUCUCUCCAUUAUUGCUGUGACUGGCUUCCUGCUCCUCAUGUUCACCUGUAAAGGUGAGUCUCAGCAGACGGAUUCACCUCAGUCAGUUACUGUGAUGGUCGGUGAGGACGUGGUUCUGCCGUGUUUCCUGAAACCUCCUAAAGAUGCGUCUCAGAUGACAGUGGAGUGGGGCAGACCCGACCUGAAACCCAGAUUUGUGUUUGUGAGUCUUGAGGGUCAAGAAUAUUCAGUGGACCAAAAUGAAGCCUUCAGGGGAAGAUCGUCAAUAAUCCCCGAAAAUCUGAAAAAUGGAGACGUUUCACUGAAACUCUCUGAUGUCAGAAUAUCUGACAAUGGAAGAUACAGAUGCUACUUACCCAGAGAGAAGAAGGAAUAUUUUACUGAGCUUGUUGUUGGCUCCGCCUCCUCACCUGGUGCCAGUUUAUCUGGACUGGAUGUCAGCAGCAGUGGAGUGAUGCUGGACUGCAGCGCUGCAGGCUGGUAUCCAGAACCUGAGAUGUUCUGGCUGGACGGAGACGGAAACAUCAUGUCUGCUGGAGCUGCAGAGAAAAGCACAGAUCCUGAUGGUGUUUACACUGUUAGCAGCAGA